GAAAAGAGACUACAGCAUCUGCUCAAUCAGCCGGUAUACAGGGAGCCAGAAUCAGAAGCGAAUCCUGCAGGCUCCGCAUCCUAACUUCCUCCAUGGCCAUUGGGAGGGCCACACAGGGGUCGCUCACUACGGGACCUGGGUUACCAGCCUCCAAGGUUCUGCAUCCGAGGACUGGAUCCCGCUCUGCGGGAACCGUGCAGGUCUCGUCUUCUGGGGCCUUCAGAAGGUUUCGAAUGGCAAGCAAGGAGUGGCAGCGCCAGACGUCCACCUUUACAUCAACGACGGUGGCAUCAACGAGUUGUCCGACCUUGGCGUCAUGGAGGUUAUCGUCUGGGAUCGCCUGCUCACGGAAGACGAGAUGUUGACCACCAUGGAGUAUCUAAAUUGGAAGCUCGAAAAUGGAUCGCAGUGA
Messenger RNA from Symbiodinium pilosum, 412 nucleotides. The record is from the annotation of a GenBank genome assembly. Lineage: Eukaryota; Dinophyceae; Suessiales; Symbiodiniaceae.